UUCGCCCUUGCCGUAGUCAUGUUGGCUCUUGCCGUUGUUGGUGUACACUCAUCACUUCUCUCGGCGCAAAUUUCACCUGGCGUAUCGUAUGUGACACCAGCACUGGGUUCUUUACUCGGCCCAGGUGCGUUGGGUCUCGGCCCUUGGGGUGCGCCAGCUGCCAUUAAUGUCUUGGGUGUUCCCGGUUUGUUGGGUGGUGUGCCCGGUCUAUUGGGUGGCAUUCCCGGCAUCUCGCUCAGCAAAGGCAACUUGGGCGCUGGCAUUGCUGCACCUCUUGCUUCUCCUCUUGCCUUGGGUCUCGGUGCUGGUGUUUACGUGGCGAAGACACGCGGGGCUAUCCAUACCGCCCCAUUGGCUGGACAUAUUAACUCAGCGACUUCACUGAAUGUGGCUCCCGCUCCUGGCACGUGGUAAGCAUCUCAGACGGCAUUAUCUCAUCACCACACAAAGAUUACAAUGAUUCUGCGCAAUUCGACAACGCUGAUGCCAAACGAAGGAUGAAACUGUACUAAUAAUAUAGUCUUGCUCCUUUUUAUUUGCAUUCCCAUCUAUGUAAACCCUUAUCCUCUACCGCAACCCAUACCUGUCCCGCUAAAUGUAUUGUUAAUAGCAUAUCUAUGAUUUUUGUAUUAAAUAAUAUACUUUAUUCAAUGCAUUGUACUAUGUGUGUGUACUAUAUAUAUCUAUGUAUAUAUUUCAUAUUAUUUACUAACUUACUUAUCAGUUAAGACUAUAAUUGGCAUCCUAAGGAGUCCAUAUUAAAAUAUAAAAAGACAAAUCCACACCAACAACUUCAGCCAUGGCAUUUGCAACAACAACCAUAUUUAUAUGAACUAUUGCUGACCACUCUAGUUUCGUACAUACAACUUUGAGAACUUUCCACUGAUUUGCCUAUAUCAGUGACUAUCUUCACUGAACAAAUUUCGGCGUCAGUUAUCCCACCACCGCCUAUUUACUUUUCUUUUCUUACACACAGUCAUGUUGGUCCGAAAAGGAUCAGAAAAAUUAAUAAGAAAACAAAAUAAUUUUUGAUAACACUCUUUCUUGAUUUCUUUCAUGUCUAUAAGUAAUAUAAAAUUAAUUU
Messenger RNA from Rhagoletis zephyria (snowberry fruit fly), 1084 nucleotides. RefSeq names its product adult cuticle protein 1-like. Lineage: Eukaryota; Metazoa; Arthropoda; Insecta; Diptera; Tephritidae. The record is from RefSeq and is a predicted model, not a curated record.